Ctenopharyngodon idella (grass carp) is the source of this 653-nucleotide messenger RNA. It is a transcript of the gene atp5if1a, whose product is annotated as ATP synthase inhibitory factor subunit 1a. Gene Ontology annotation, molecular function: ATPase inhibitor activity. NCBI's taxonomy places the organism in Eukaryota, Metazoa, Chordata, Actinopteri, Cypriniformes, Xenocyprididae. The record is from RefSeq and is a predicted model, not a curated record. The coding region runs from base 158 to 484 and encodes 108 amino acids. The transcript is spliced from 3 exons. Gene Ontology annotation, cellular component: mitochondrion. Gene Ontology annotation, biological process: negative regulation of ATP-dependent activity.
UCUCCGGCCGCCGGGUGGCGCUGAUGACGCUUGUCGUCUUGGUUUGACGCUUGCUUUGUCCAGUUAGUUCUUUGGUCAUUUGUUUCCGUGUUCCGAUCUGCACAAGGACAAAUUCUGUUCGGUUGUCUUGCGGUUCGAUCAGCAGUGAGUUUCAGUCAUGGCUCGACUGCUGCUGAGGGGCAGUUUGAGGGGGUAUUUCACCUCGCCGCUGCGGAUGGGAUCUGACCAGCUGGGUGAGAUGGGCUCAGGAGCCGGUAAAGGCGGAGGAGCCGGCGGGUCGGUGAGGGAGGCCGGAGGAGCGUUCGGUAAGAAGCAGGCGGCGGAGGAGGAGCGCUACUUCAAGCAGAAGGAGAAGGAGCAGCUGGCAGCUCUAAAGAAACACCAUGAAGAAGAAAUCGACCAUCAUAAGAAGGAGAUCGAGCGUCUGCAGAGAGAGAUCGACAGACACAAGGGCAAGAUCCGAAAACUCAAACACGACGACUGAAGCUCGUCAUCGUCAUCAUCAUCAUACGUCACUCCCUGUGCCUGAGAGAGUCUCUCUGUCUGCCUGUAACCCGCCACAAUCCAGUGCUUUAUGAAUAAAUGUUUGCAAUAAUAGAACAAGUAUGAAAUGAUUUGCAUAUGAAAAAUAAACUGUUCUGAGUUUAUCUGAA